Molecule: messenger RNA, 2431 nt
Organism: Tilletiaria anomala UBC 951
Lineage: Eukaryota; Fungi; Basidiomycota; Exobasidiomycetes; Georgefischeriales; Tilletiariaceae
Exons: 5
Coding region: 106-2313 (735 amino acids)
Biological process (GO): exocytosis; Golgi to plasma membrane transport; intracellular protein localization
Cellular component (GO): exocyst
Source: RefSeq, a predicted model, not a curated record
AAUCAAUGGCGCUUGGCUAUAGUCCAAGUCUAUCAUGUCAAACGAGUCAAGCUGACGAAUCGCGUAGAUCUGGAACAGCAGGCGCAACCAAUCGUGACGACAACCAUGUCUCGUUCGCUCCGCACACGACCUCAAACGCUAUACCAACAGAAUGAAUCCGUUGACGAUCAAGGGCGUCUGCUCGCGGUCUCUAGCACCGGGGGUAUGCCUGAUGCGCAAUACGGGGCCCAGAAUGCGGCACAAAGAAAUAUCAGCAAGUCUGCAGCACGCAGCUCGGGCAACGAAGGCUCCAACGCACCUGCAUUGGCUCCCAGCGGUCCCAGGUCCAAAGUCAGCUCGAAUCUGAAGAAGCGCCUGUCGAUGCGAUACAAAGAUGGAGCCGAUCCGCUUCAAGGUCACAUAUAUCGGAUGGCUACUGCCUCGGACGUUCCGCAAGUACCCAGCAUUCCUACGACCUUCUUGCACCAUGGGAAGGGUGGAACACCUUUGGCUCCGCAUCAGGAGGACAUGAUGAACGCAGCCAUGUCGAUCCCAGGCUUCUCUCUCGGGCAGGGCCACCGCUUCCUUCCAGUGGUGGGUGCGACUGUAGAACAAGGGGGCGUAAAGGUAUCAACAGAUCCCGCACCUUUCGGUGGCCCUCCAAGCGGCGCCUUGCUAGUCUCGUCACAGCGCAACUUCCACCCUGUCGAUCCGCAACAUGUACCCGGUCAAUUCAGUCGCGCCCACGCCACCUCUUCGGCCGGGGGAGAUGCAGCUGGUGCCGAUCUCCAUUUUAUUGGGAGCGAACGAUUCGAUCCACAGACAUACCUCCGCGCUCUUGCAGCAGACAACGGCCCAGAUACAGAUGGGUCCGUUCAACAAGGGCGUGACGCACUGCUUAAACUCAAGGAGCAUGCAAAGGCCGACCUAAGGCGGCAAGUUUUUGCCAACUACGGUGAUUUCAUCAGCAUCAGUAAAGAGGUAGCAGGCCUCGAGAACGACACGUUGGAGUUGAAGGAGCUACUUCGCGAAUGGGCAGCUUUACCUGCCUCACUAGACUCCAAUGAAUCAUUGAUGCAGCACAGCGGUGGGAUUGGGAGCGUUGGUGCACUCUCAGCCGGAUUCACUUCUUUGUCUUCAGCCGCUGUCGGCUCACGCCUCAGUGCUCGCAACAGUAUACAAGACCUCUCACAGGUCUAUAAAGCACAAAUUCAAGCUUUGUGGGAGAAUGUUGAGGGCUCGCAAAGAUUUGUCUCCCAUGCACCAGGACGACACCUGAUAGCGGAGGCGCCGAACUUUAUAGAGAUGAACAGUGCGACCUAUCGUCCCAAACAGCCGGUAUCAUUACUUCUGCUAGACGACCUGCUUCUCGUGGCGACGCGCAAGCGUAAACAAAUGAGCACCAAAGUGCAGCUAUCGGCAGACCGUUGCUUUAAUUUAGGGGAGAUAGUAGUCAUCGACCUCAAAGAUGCGUCCGAUCUCAGCAACGCCAUCAAGAUCAAGCGGGGAAAGGAAGUAUAUGUAUACCGCACUGAGCGACUUGAGGAGAAGAAGUCAUUGUUGAGCUCAUUCAGAAGAGUCGCCGAGGAACUUGCAGUCAAACGCCGGCAACAAGCAAACGAGUCCUCUAACAAAAUUCGGGACUCGCUCUCGGGGCAAGAUCUUGACGACCAAGACCCCGACAAUAUGCAGGCGUGUGAGAAACGCGUCUUCGAAUGGUCGGAUGAGCUCGCUGUGUCAAUCGCACUCAGACAAUGGGAGGAGGCGGUUUCUUUGGUCGAAAAGGGUAACGAGAUGCUCGCUGCUUGCGCAAAGGGAGAUUUGUUGCAUGCACAGAUCGGGGCGAGACUACAACAACACGCAACAUCGCUGAAGGCUGCUCUCUGUCUGGCACUGUCUAGCCCCGUUCUGAAGAAAGCCAGCGUUGUGCGGUUCGUGUCGUACAUGUUGCGCCUAGACCAAGGGGAGACAGCGCGCGAGCUAUUUCUCAAUUCAAGAUCAGAACUUCUGAAGCGACGCUGCCGACAGAUUCGAUUCGAGGGGGACGUAGGUCUCUACAUUUCAGAGCUUGCGUUGGUACAUUUCACGAUCGUCAAAAAUACCAGCGAGUGGUACAUGAGCGCGUUCAAAGACAACAGGAUGGCAUCAGGUUUUAUUAAGUGGGCAACAGCGCAAAUCGGCUUGUACGCGGACACUUUCCGCAAACAGGUGUACGACGCAGAUCAUGGGGCGGACAAGGAUCCGAGGGUCGUUGCUGAGGCUGUGGAGAUCAGUCAAAGGAGUGCAUCUCAACUGAAAGAGGUCGGUCUCGACUUCGGCUUCUUACUAGAGUAAGUGUCGAUAUCGUGUUCUUUCGAAGGAGGAAUUGACCAGCUUUUCCCUAGUGAGCUCUUGAAGCCACCAGUAAAAUGAAUGUGUAUUUUGCUUUGUUUCAUGUGGCGCCAGAGUGAGG